AUGGAGGCAGCCGACGCGUCGCCGCUGGAGGUGUCGCCGCGGGCCGGGAGCUGGCGGCGGUCGCGGCCGUGGAGCCGGAGCAGCAGCAUCGGGCGUAGCGGCAGCAGCAGCAUCGAGUACACGAGCCUCCGCGACGUGAUGGAGGAGGAGUGCGGCGGCGGCGACCACCACCACCACCUUCACAGCCCGUGGCGCGGCGGCGGGGGUAGCGGGUGGGGCGAGUACUCGUUCCACGACAUCCACGACUUCGACGCGUCCAACAUCGGGAUCCGGAACCAGCUGCUGAAGCACGCGGCGUCGGCGUACCUGCAGUCGGCCGUGGUGGUGGCGGCCGGGCGCGACGAGGGGUGCUGCCUGGCCCGGCUCUGGCGCCGCUGCGGCUUCGGCGGCGGCGGGCGGCGCGGGGGAGGAGGCCGGCGCGGGCGCGUGCUGAUGCGCGCGUGCUCGUGGCAGGGGUGCGUGGACGACCCCGCCGAGGUCUGCGCCGCGUUCGUGGCGCGCUCGGCCCGGCGCGUCGCCGCGUUCGUCGCCGGCCGCGUCAACGCCGUCUGGAACUCGUCGCCGAGAGCGGUUCCGGUGGUGUACCACCACGCCGACGACUAG
Messenger RNA from Panicum hallii, 603 nucleotides. RefSeq lists its product as uncharacterized. The transcript has a single exon. The coding region runs from base 1 to 603 and encodes 200 amino acids. NCBI's taxonomy places the organism in Eukaryota, Viridiplantae, Streptophyta, Magnoliopsida, Poales, Poaceae. The record is from RefSeq and is a predicted model, not a curated record.